AUGAAGGUCCUCAAACAAGCAAGUAUUUUGUUUAGUGUGGGAAAGUACAUUGAAGAAUUAGUUUGUGAUGUGGUUCCCAUGUUGGCAUGUCACCUACUGUUGGGGAGACCUUGGCAAUUUGAUAGAAAUGUUGUGCACCAAGGGAGAUCCAACAAAUACACUUUUGUGAUUGAAGGUAAAAAGUAUGUGCUUGCAUCUCUCACUCCAUAUCAAGUGAGUGAGGACUAUCGGGCUAUGAAGGAGCUUCAGGAGAGAAUAAAAGACGAGGCGACAAAAGGUGAAGGUGAAAGUUCCACCAUCGUUCCAAAGGAGGGGAGUGCCUUGGGCUAUGAUGAGCUAUUUCCAGAUGAGAUUCCCGCUGGAUUACCACCCUUGAGGGGAAUCGAGCACCAAAUAGAUUUUAUAUCGGGUUCACAAAUCCCCAAUCGUCCAGCUUAUAGGAGUAACCCGGCAGAAACCAAAGAGCUAUCAAGGAUGGCACUUGCAGAAUGUGUAUGA
Messenger RNA from Solanum verrucosum, 498 nucleotides. RefSeq lists its product as uncharacterized. NCBI's taxonomy places the organism in Eukaryota, Viridiplantae, Streptophyta, Magnoliopsida, Solanales, Solanaceae. The transcript is spliced from 3 exons. The record is from RefSeq and is a predicted model, not a curated record. The coding region runs from base 1 to 498 and encodes 165 amino acids.